Messenger RNA from Glycine soja, 701 nucleotides. RefSeq lists its product as uncharacterized. Bases 99 to 509 code for a protein of 136 amino acids. Lineage: Eukaryota; Viridiplantae; Streptophyta; Magnoliopsida; Fabales; Fabaceae. The transcript has a single exon. The record is from RefSeq and is a predicted model, not a curated record.
AAAAUAAAAAAAAAGGAUUAAUUUUAUACUUUUUGAGCAUCUUGUUUUGGAAAAUAGAUAUAUUGGGAUGGUGAGGGGAGGAAGUAGAGAGAGAGAGGAUGAAGGGAAGCAGCAAGAGGAAGACGGAGAAGGAGAAGAUAGAGGAUGAAGUGGAAGAAAUGUUGCGAGCGGCGCAAGACCAAAUCCUCUUAAAUCUCACCCAAGCCCACAUAGCAGCCCGUCCUUCUCCGGAUCAUGAUCAUGAUCUGGAUCUGGAUCUGGAUCUGGAGCGUCGAUUCCAGGCCCUCAAAAUGAAAACCAAAUCUCAACCUCAAGAUGAUCUCUCUGCCAGAUUCGAUGCCCUAAAAGCCAAAUCAUCAUCUUCUGUAGUCACAGCAUCCAAUUCCAACGCCCAAUUUGAUUAUGCUGAAGAAGACCCAGAGGCUCAAGUUCAGAAACUCAUCCAGUGGGCUAAGGAUGCUGCACGUCUCGAUCCUUCUCCCCCCUCAGAUCACGACCAAGAUAUCUAGAAACCUAUCAUUACAAAUUCAUACAUAUAAACUUCCUUUUCCUUUUCUUUUCUUUUUUUAUAUGAUUUGGUGCAUUUGAUCUGUUAAUGUGUCAGGCAAUUUAGUAAUUCAAAGCAGUAUCUGCAAGGACAUGAAAUCUUAGUGAUCUGUAAUUUAGUAAUUUAGUUCUUUUACCGCAGCCUUUUUCUCUUA